Molecule: messenger RNA, 573 nt
Organism: Mercurialis annua (annual mercury)
Lineage: Eukaryota; Viridiplantae; Streptophyta; Magnoliopsida; Malpighiales; Euphorbiaceae
Exons: 2
Coding region: 1-573 (190 amino acids)
Source: RefSeq, a predicted model, not a curated record
AUGUUCCAAUCCUCUCAACCUACGAGGGAAGCCAUUGAAGAAGUCACUAAUUGUGUGGAGCAGAAAGUGACGGACAUAAUGAAUGGUUCCCUAGGAGUCCUAUUUUUCUCAAGAGAUGUCAUAGAGCCUUUGAAGGAAAUGGCAGUAACCAAAGCUCCUGGGAGCGAGUGUUUUCCAUCUCUCUUCUAUAAAAAAUAUUGGGACAUGGUGGGCAACGACAUUACUAAGGUUUGUCUAAAAUUCCUUAAUACUGGAGAUGAUCUAAGUUGUGUCAACAGUACUGUGAUAGCCCUUAUUCCUAAGUUAAAAUUUGCUAGAAAUAGAAUGAGAAAGAUCCUUAAUCUAGUGAUUGAUCAUGCGCAAAAUGCUUUCGUUCCGGGAAGAUUAAUUACCGAUUGUGCCCUUAUUGGCUUGGAAUGUGUCCAUGUCAUGAAGAAAUCAAUUAAAAAGGUUAAUGGUCCUUGUGCCCUAAAGCUGGAUAUAUCAAAAGCGUAUGACAGGGUUGAGUGGUCCUUUGUUGAGGCUAUGAUGCUUAAGUUGGGUUUAGGGAGAGUUGGGUUUGAAAGGUUAUGA